Molecule: messenger RNA, 834 nt
Organism: Punica granatum (pomegranate)
Lineage: Eukaryota; Viridiplantae; Streptophyta; Magnoliopsida; Myrtales; Lythraceae
Source: RefSeq, a predicted model, not a curated record
AUGUCCAGCAAUCAUACGACGGACCAGCUCGAACUGAGUGAGCUCUGCGAUGAGUCCGACCUCGAGAAACUCCUCUCCCCCGCCGGCCGCAUCUCAAUCUGUGGCUUCGGCUCUCUCCUCUCAGGUACAGGAACCUACUCUUGCAUUCACUGGUUUUCUCCGUUGCCGGAGUAUCGACGUCCAUGUGUGAAAGAUACAGUUUUGCGUCUGUUCGACCAGAGAGAAGCGCGAGGCGCACGUUCCCGACCUGGUCAACUUCAGAGUGGCGAGGUUGACGGCUUCUGGCGCGUCUUUGCUCAUGUUGCUCCGAUUUGCUUCGAGCGUGUCAUAGCCAAGCCUGAAACUAAGGUUCUCUAUCUGAACCGAUAUUUCGAGUCUGAGCGUCCAUGUGAAGGCGAGACUCUCAUAGUUACUGUUUUUGAGAUUAAGCAGUCGGAGAUUACUGUAUUUAUCAAGAGGGAACUCGAGUUUGGAUUUCUUGCCGUGAGUCUCUACCAACUCCUGUACUUUGUGCUCAGUAUAGCGACGAGGAAUUCUUCCGAGUCAGAUAUAAAGAAAGCAAGGAGAUCUAUUUUCAACACUAUGGACGACAUGGUAUUGAUAAGAUCUGGCGGGAUGUUUUACCUUGUCGUAUGUAUCUUGGACACUGCUGAUACUGAUAGAAUGGAAAAUAUAACUGCUGGGUUGAUGAUCAGUUUACGUCUUGCCAAUGUCUUGGCUGCAGAGAACCUCGGCGAGGCUGUCUAUGACAAUUUUCUUGAUCACAUCUAUCUGGCUGAUUGCAAAACGACCAUCCGCGAGUACUUAGAGACAUCAGGAUCAGGAAUCAUGUAA